CCCCGGCAUACCUCUUCACCACUCCUUUACUAACAUUAGUUGAAUUCAGAAAAAAUGAUAACAACAAGUAUUGUUCACAAACUCUAAUAACCAGAAGUGUUUACUUUCGUCCAACAGAAAAUAGUUUUCACGAGCUACAGAUUUCGUAUAAUAGCCCUGUCAAUAAAAUAAUGAAACCCCAUCACUCCCCUCACAUCUAGCGAAAUGAGGGCUUAAGAAAACGUGUAUCAUUACACUUUUCUUUCGAGGAAGUGACUUCAAAUGUCAUGUGAGUUACGUGAGCCUCUGGCUUAUUGCCUCUUCUCAAACUAGUUCAGACGAGCCCUGUAUAGGACGCAGGUGAAUGUCACAAGGCCAGCUACUAAAGUAGUAUUUAUAAUUGCCCUAUGGCCUUUGGUUUUAAAAUUUGAACUUCAUGAGCCUUCAUAAACAAAUCGGAUUGGUCGAAUGUCACCAAAGAACUUGUCAUCACUACAAUAUAAAAUAAACAAAGUAACUUUCUACGAUUAUUAUUGAUGAUGUUAUGAUGUGUGGCACGGUGAGGAUAAAGGACAACAUUCUGAAGAUAACAUUACGACGACACCGGAGCGUUAUCGUAUGUUGCAAACCUGCCAGUCAUUCGCCUUUUGGCUUUACAUAAACACUGGUGGUAUUACUGUGUGCCACGCUCUUUGGACCCGAGUCGAAGUGCAGAGCAGAGCGAAAGUGCCGAGGGGUGUGGACUGGUGUGAACUUUGAUUCUGCUAGCAUUUAUAAUCCGUUGACAACAGAAUUUGUCGCCAGUCAGCUCUUCAAGUUCGUGAGCGUUCGAUUGCCGUGUGUCGUCAGCUCGAUUUCCAAAAUGUCGUCUUUAACGAAAGGUGUGUUCAUCGUGGCGGCAAAACGAACUCCCUUCGGGACCUACGGAGGGAAGUUCGUGAAGACGAGCGCGACAGAGCUGCAGACAGUGGCCAACAAGGCGGCCCUCGCUGCCGCCAACGUCAAGCCCGAGCAGGUGGACUCUGUGGUCGUGGGCAACGUGCUGGCAAACUCCUCCCCGGACGGUGCCUUCCUGGCCCGGCAUGCCGCCCUGCGUGCGGGGGUGCCCAUCGACCGGCCCGCUCUGGGCGUCAACCGCCUCUGCGGCUCGGGCUUCCAGUCCAUCGUCAACGGCGCGCAGAACAUCGUGUUGGGAGAUUCAAAGGUGGUGCUGACCGGAGGGGCAGACAACAUGAGCCAGGCUCCGUUCACGGCCAGGAACAUCCGCUUUGGCACCACUCUGGGCGUUCCCUACGAUCUGGAGGACUCCCUGUGGGUUGGAUUAACAGACACGUACUGCAAGAUGCCAAUGGGUAUUACUGCUGAAAACUUGGCAGAAAAAUAUGGUAUUCCGCGUGAUGAUGUGGAUAAGUUUGCCCUUCGAUCUCAGACACUUUGGAAAGCUGCCAACGACAAGGGCUACUUCAAGGAGGAGCUGGCGCCAGUGACCAUAAAGGUGAAAGGCAAGGAGGUGGUCGUGGAUGUGGAUGAGCAUCCCCGCCCGCAGACAACCCCUGAGGGCCUGGCCAAACUGCCCACAGUCUUCAAGAAAGGCGGAGUGGUCACUGCUGGCUCAUCAUCAGGCAUCUGUGAUGGAGCAGGUGCUGUUCUCCUCGCAUCAGAAGAAGCUGUCAAGUCUCUUGGACUGAAACCUCUGGCCCGUUUGGUAGCCUACAGCGUUGUGGGUGUGGAACCUUCCAUCAUGGGCAUUGGCCCUGCCCCUGCCAUUCAAAAAUUGUUGAAGACUGCUGGCAAGACCUUGGCCGAUAUUGACCUGGUGGAGAUCAAUGAGGCAUUUGGAGCUCAGACACUUGCAUGCGCAAAAGAGCUGAAGUUGGACCUGGGAAAGCUGAAUGUUAAUGGAGGAGCGAUAGCGCUUGGCCAUCCCCUUGGUGCAUCUGGCUCGCGUAUAACCGCUCAUCUCGUUCAUGAACUCAGGAGGAGGAAUGCUAAGCUGGGCGUUGGCUCCGCAUGUAUUGGUGGAGGUCAGGGCAUUGCCCUACUUCUGGAGAAUGUGCAAUGAGGCGAAGACUGAUGGAUGUUUACCUGACUUGUGCUGUUACUUCAUGUGUGUGUGUUAGAUAAUUGUGUACAUUUUAUACUGUUAAAAAAUUAUAUUUUCUGAAAAUAUACCAUUUUUGCCAUUUACUCCUUUUUGUCCAAAAUUCAUAUUUUUAAAUAAGAUGAAAGCAUAAAUAAUCAUUUGUCAUAUUUUGUGUCAGAAGCGUUUUUUUCCAACUUCUGGCUGAUAGUAUUGAAGAUUACAAGAAUUUAUAAGCAUAUAAUUUAUAAGCAUAAUUUAUAAGCAAGUAACAUUAAUACCCUGUAUUCCAAGUGUUUCUAGUUCAUUUGACUAAAUACAAGUCCAACAAAUAUUAUUACUCACAUAUUUUACCAACGUAAGUAGCUUAGAAUUAAGGCGGACAUGCCUUAGGUUGGUCUGAGUUUGCAGGGUCAUGGGUUUCAAUCCUUCUUUGGGCAUAGAUGUUUGCUUUUGUGUUGUGACAUGGUGGGUGUCUCCCAACUGGCUGCAUCGGUAACUAAUGUUGCAGGAUGUGUCACACGAGAAGGGAAUGUAUAUAAGCACCAAAAAUGUGUGAAGAUAUGAAAAGGGAAUAAAUACUGUUGACUCUGGUUAUGGUGAACUUCUGGGGAUUAACAUUUUUGGUUCAUUAUAACUGAGAUUCACUAUAACCAAUGAUAUUAAAAAAUUAAAUAGAGUUUCUCCACAAUGAUUGAUUUUAUUAAUAUAGAUACAGCAAUAUACAUUAACAGCAUGA
Messenger RNA from Gryllus bimaculatus (two-spotted cricket), 2798 nucleotides. The record is from the annotation of a GenBank genome assembly. Lineage: Eukaryota; Metazoa; Arthropoda; Insecta; Orthoptera; Gryllidae.